Molecule: messenger RNA, 745 nt
Organism: Oryza sativa Japonica Group (Japanese rice)
Lineage: Eukaryota; Viridiplantae; Streptophyta; Magnoliopsida; Poales; Poaceae
Product: protein MHF1 homolog
Biological process (GO): replication fork processing; resolution of meiotic recombination intermediates
Cellular component (GO): FANCM-MHF complex
Molecular function (GO): protein heterodimerization activity; chromatin binding
Source: RefSeq, a predicted model, not a curated record
GGAAAAAAAAUCCGAAAGAAGAGAAAAAAAAAUCCCAUCUCAGUCCGCCAUGGACGCGGAGAUGGACCUCCUCGCCGACGACGACGGCGGCGAGGCCGAGAGGCUGGAGGCCGCGGAGGCGCAGGCCGACCUCCUCCGCGAUCGCCUCCGCCUCGCCGUCAUCAGCAUCGCCACCUCCGAAGGAAAGAAGGCGGGGAUGGAGGUCUCCGACCCCGUCGUCGCCUGCAUCGCCGAUCUGGCCUACAAGACCGUAGAGCAGCUGGCUAAGGAUGUUGAGUUGUUUGCACAGCAUGCUGGUCGUAAAUCCAUCAAGAUGGAAGAUGUUAUACUCACAGCACAUAGAAAUGAGCAUCUGAUGGGCCUCCUGCGGACAUUUUCUCAAGAACUGAAGGGUAAGGAGCCUUCCAGCGAGAGGAAGAGAAAGAAAUCUUCGAAGAAGGACGACAACGUGAUGCAAAUCUGAUUUAAGUCAUGAGAUAAAUCUUCUUCCCAUAGAACAAAGUGGUAGGUUCAAGCAGGAAACUCUGCAAGUAACUCAGGCUACCCACUGAUCCUGUAUUUCACACAUUUAGAUGUGGUAUGACACAAUGUUGUCUGUGGAAAGUGGAGAUCCUUCACACCUGUAAAUUCACUGAGGCUGUUGUGUCAAGUAGUAAAUGGCAAAAUUCAGAGUUUGGUUCUUACACGGGAUCAUGUGCUGUCACACUUUCUGAUAAUCCUAUGCCUCCUGCUGAUGUUUGCUCAA